This is a messenger RNA of Erythranthe guttata (spotted monkey flower), 938 nucleotides long. RefSeq lists its product as uncharacterized. The record is from RefSeq and is a predicted model, not a curated record. NCBI's taxonomy places the organism in Eukaryota, Viridiplantae, Streptophyta, Magnoliopsida, Lamiales, Phrymaceae.
GAUCAACACACACUUUGCCACUUUUCGCAAUCCAAAAAAAAAAUAGCUUUUUUUUUUUUCAAUUCAUCAAGAAAAUCUCCAUUAUCAUAAAUUUGGUGACAAGCCCACUUUACAGAAAAUGAGAGACGAAGAAACCCAAACAAACCCUAGUAGCAGCAGCAGCACAAACUUAGCAGGAAGCUUCAGCAUCAAGAAAGAUGGCGGGGGGUCUGGUUUUGAGGGACUGUUUGGCAAAGGAAAGUACAAGUUGUGGGCUUUGACUGUAAUUAUUUUGCUUGCAGUUUGGUCCAUGUUCACUGGCUCUGUCACACUCAAAUGGUCUUCUGUUUAUCUUAAACACUCCUCUCUUGACUUAGAUCAAUCCAUCCAUGGCGAUCUUGAUGUUCUGGAUGUGGAUGAAAGGGAAAAGAUGGUGAGGCAAAUGUGGAAUGUGUACAAACACAACAGUAUUGUAAGGCUGCCUAGUUUCUGGAGAGAUGCUUUUGGUGCUGCUUAUCAAGACUUGAUCAGUGAGGUUUCAACUGUCAGAAAUUCGGCCCUUCUUGAGAUUGCUAAGAUGUCGUUCGACUCCGGCGUUGUGUAUGAUCCACCUCCUGUCGAAUCGACCCCUAGAGUAUCCGAGGAAGUUCCACUAAGAACCAAGGCAAGGAAGACGAGGAAACAGAUCAAAUGACCGUAUAUGCUAAGAGCAACUGCAAAAUAAUGCAUCGUCCUUGGAGUAUUAUGUAAUUUUGCGUGCACUUAUUGCUAUAAUACGACAUUUUAAUAUCUUAGGGCAUGACAUUUGCGUCGUUGUUGCAAAGUGACGAGAUGCAUCCAUGUUCCGUUUACAUUUCUAAGCGAAUUAUAUACUAGUAAACAUUUAUCCAACUGGUAAAAUAGUAAUAAAUAUUUGGUUUUCUCGUAGUAAAGAAGGUAUUUACGAUCUCCGUUUGGCU